Molecule: messenger RNA, 1751 nt
Organism: Tachyglossus aculeatus (Australian echidna)
Lineage: Eukaryota; Metazoa; Chordata; Mammalia; Monotremata; Tachyglossidae
Gene: IP6K2
Product: inositol hexakisphosphate kinase 2
Exons: 6
Coding region: 185-1447 (420 amino acids)
Biological process (GO): inositol phosphate biosynthetic process; phosphatidylinositol phosphate biosynthetic process
Cellular component (GO): nucleus; cytoplasm
Molecular function (GO): inositol hexakisphosphate kinase activity
Source: RefSeq, a predicted model, not a curated record
GGGGAAUGUGCGGCUGAGGCCGCCAUUUUGACUGGAGCCUAACAAUAGGGGCGACAUCGCUCGGUCGGAGUCUCAGAGUUUCUGAGCUGGAAAAGGAAGCUUUUAAGGGACAGACUUUUGGAAAUCUCUUCUUUUGAGCUACCCUCAGCAACUGCCACAGUGCUCCAUCUAAUGUGCUACAAGGAUGAGCCCAGCAUUUGGAGCCAUGGAAGUGGAGCAUUAUGCAAGUGGGGUCCUGCUCGAACCUUUUGUCCAUCAGGUUGGGGGUCACUCCUGUGUCCUCCGGUUUAAUGAAAAAACCAUCUGUAAGCCCCUCAUCCAGAGGGAACACCAGUUCUAUGAGACUCUCCCAGGAGAAAUGCGUAAAUUUACUCCCCAGUAUAAAGGUGUGGUAUCAGUAAGCUUUGAAGAGGAUGAAGUUGGAAAUUUGUGUUUAAUAGCAUAUCCGUUAAAAGGGGACCAUGGUAAAUUGGACAGUAUAGAUAAUUCAGACUGCGAACCCAAAAAUAAGCUAUUGAGGUGGACUAACAAAAAGACUCUCUUAUUAGAAAAUGAAAAGAUCACCAAGGAAUGGGUCCGACAACACAGAAAAGAGGAAAAAAUGAAAAGUCAUAAAUUAGAAGAAUUUGAGUGGCUAAAGAAAUCUGAAGUUUUAUACUACGGCGUAGAAAAAAAGGGAACUAUAAGUUCACAGUUUAAACAUCACAAUCCUUGGAGUAUGCAGUGUCACCAGCAGCAGUUACAGCGAAUGAAGGAAAAUGCAAAGCAUCGAAACCAAUAUAAAUUUAUCUUACUGGAAAAUUUAACCUCCCGAUAUGAGGUGCCCUGUGUCCUGGACCUAAAGAUGGGGACCCGGCAACACGGAGAUGAUGCCUCUGAGGAAAAAAAAGCAAAUCAGAUACGGAAGUGUCAGCAGAGCACUUCUGCAGUUAUUGGGGUCCGAGUUUGUGGCAUGCAGGUGUACCAGACGGGCAGUGGCCAGCUAAUGUUCAUGAACAAGUACCAUGGGAGAAAACUUUCAGUUCAAGGUUUUAAAGAAGCACUUUAUCAGUUCUUUCAUAAUGGCAAGCAUCUUCGUCGAGAACUCUUUGAACCUGUCAUUAAAAAAUUGACUGAAUUAAAGUCAGUGUUAGAAACCCAGGAAUCCUACCGCUUCUAUUCAAGCUCUCUUCUCAUCAUUUAUGAUGGCAAAGAAUUGCAGGAGGUUGCUGUGGAUUCAGAUCUUGAGGACCUGUCAGAAGAGUCAUCAGAUGAAUCAGCGGGUGCAUUUGCCUACAAGUCUCGGGCUAGCACCGUGGACAUUCGUAUGAUAGACUUUGCUCAUACGACUUGCAAAUACUAUGGGGAAGAUAGCGUUGUACACGAGGGUCAGGAUACAGGUUACAUUUUUGGGCUCCAGAGCUUAAUAGAUAUUAUUACAGAAAUAAGUGAUGAGAAUGGGGAAUAAGCGGUUAAAUGCGCACCUGUUUAUAAAAGCACUAUUGUGACUUUGUAAUACAAAAUUAUUAGCCACUUUAUGGUGGUAAAACUCUGGAACAGUUCAAGGAGACUGGUUCAGAAGAGGCAUUUACCUACAGGGUGCUGGAGCUAGCACUAGCAAAUCUGAGGCUUUAUUUAUUUUAAGUAUUUCUUAAAACAUUCCAUAUUUGUUGAUACAGAUACCUCUUUCUCGUUGUGUGUUUAUGUUCUAAUAAAAUCUUUUUGUUCAUUAUAAACAAUACAGUGAUGGUUCCUGGUAUGGACUAUUAGUA